AUGCCCCAGCAAGAUGCAUCGCCGACUUCUCACUACUCGCUUCAUCAAAGUUCAACCACUACCGUCACGCUAUGUUCGUACCAUAUGCUCACCUCCUCCUCCGCAUCCACCGGAUACACAAGCAACAUGAAUCCGAUGGACCGUUUCCUGUCCGAGGGCUCUGCGGAGCAGAGCGCUAUGUUCAUUCGUGGAGAUAACGGCGAGCCAUCGACAAAGAGGAAGUGCGAGUGCAAACGGACGAGCAAGGAGAAGCUAUAG
This is a messenger RNA of Parastagonospora nodorum SN15, 258 nucleotides long. RefSeq lists its product as hypothetical. The transcript is spliced from 2 exons. Lineage: Eukaryota; Fungi; Ascomycota; Dothideomycetes; Pleosporales; Phaeosphaeriaceae. Bases 1 to 258 code for a protein of 85 amino acids. The record is from RefSeq and is a predicted model, not a curated record.